Molecule: messenger RNA, 2206 nt
Organism: Ciona intestinalis (vase tunicate)
Lineage: Eukaryota; Metazoa; Chordata; Ascidiacea; Phlebobranchia; Cionidae
Source: RefSeq, a predicted model, not a curated record
UUGUGUCGAUCGCUGUCUUUGACUGAUGGUCUGAAACCUUUUACAUCAUGUACACAUUGGCACUGUAAAUACAAUUAAUGAAUUAUAUGUCUCAGAAGUUCCGAACAUGAUUAUCAAGGUAUUUGUGUUUGUUUACUACCCAGUUUGUCCCUUUGUGUUGGGAAAUCAAAUGGAAGUGUUUGGUAAGGACACACGUUCGUGGUUUGGGAUUUCCAGUCGUGACUCGUGAUCGUGAGUCAGAUGACGCAAAUUUAACUGAAAGAGAAAAUAGUCAGUUGAAUGUUUCACGUUGGUCUAAAUUUAAAUUUAACUACUGUGCACGAAAUGUGUUCAAAGUUUCUUCGUUCAUCUCACGCACCGGUACUUGUACUUACCAGUCGCCAAGUACAACCAAAAUGUGUGGCUGGUUUUCCGUGAUUGGUCAAUAACAGAUUCAACACUAAUGUUUUUUAGCGGUAAAAACACGCAUCUUGUAAGUAAAUUUCCAAAAGAAACCUUUACUCUUGGCGCACAAAGCGCUGAAUAAAAAAGCCAGUCACGUAUUUCAUGUUGUCUGCAGUUAUUCUUAAAUGCUAACGUGAUGUUGCAAGAGUUUGUGGGAAUAAAACUGCAUAGCAUUUAAAACACUAUAAGAUAAAGAGGCGCUUGAUUAUUUGGCGAAGUUGAACAUUUUUGACUUAGAAAAAAGUAUCACGAGGUUGUUACAUUUUGAAACAUAAUUGGCGUUUUUACGAUUAAAAAUCAGAGCGGAAAUGUAUUAAUCUUUUAGAUAGAUGCCGUUUUUAUGCAAGUCACAUGAAAACAAAUACGCUUAAAACCUCCAGGCUAUAAAACUGCCUACCUGAGUGUUUUGUUUAUGUCACCGUUUGGGCAGUUUGGAAAUAGACUGGUUUCAUUUAAGUUUCAGAAUGUUGCCCAUUGUUGAUUUCAAGCAAUGUCGACCUAGUGUUGAAGCUAGUGACAAAGAAAUAAACGAAACGGCCAAGCUAUUGGUGGAUGCUUUGUCCACAGUAGGUUUUGCAUAUCUAAAAAAUUGUGGAAUAAAAAAAGAAACUGUCGAAGAAGCCAGAAACACCGCGGAUGAAAUAUUUAAUGCACCAACUGAUAAGAAAAAGGAUUACGUUGUAGACCGUGAAACCAACUUCGGUUAUAUUGGACUCAAUAUAGAGAAGGUCAACCCAGCUAAACCGUACGAUUACAAAGAGGCGUUUAAUGUGCCCAACAGUGCACUUGAUCCAUCAACCGAACCGAAAUGGCCACAUGAGCUUUCACCCAACUUUGCCUCACUUACCAAAUCCUUUAUGGAAGAUUGCAAGCGACUGUCUUUGAGAAUACUUGAAGUGAUCGCUGUCGGAUUACAACUUAAGGAUCGCCACGCUUUGGAGAAAGCACAUGAUUGCAUGGGCCGUAAAAAUAAUAUGGGUGGCGUCAGAUAUCUGUAUUAUCCACCAAUUAAAGGCGAACUUGAACUUAAUCAAGAAAGGCUGGGCGAACAUUCAGAUUACGGUUCGAUUACUUUGCUCUUUGUUGAUGACAAUGGCGGACUACAGAUUGAGACGGAAGGGACAUACAAAGAUGUCCCUGUAAUAGAAGACACGAUUUUGAUCAACAUUGGAGAUGCGUUGGAGUUUUGGACAAAAGGGAAACUCAGAUCGACAAAACACCGUGUUAAUAUACCAGACGAUGAGGUAAAGCGAAAUUCGAUUCGAAGGUCGAUUGGUUAUUUUGUUUUUCCCGAUGAUGAUGUUGUGAUCAAUCAACCUCUGCAGUUCAAGGGUGAUGCGGAUGUUCCGGAUCCUGUGAAAGAUCCGAUAACAGCUUUGAAAUAUAUUCAACAAAAGUUGUUAGUAAUACAUCCUAUGGAAAUUUAACACUCGUAAAACUAGAUCGUGUUUUUACAAAAAUUCCCAAAAAAUAUUCGGCCACAAAGUAACAUAUAUAUUCACAAAAUAACAUACAACUCGUAAGCUGGCACGAGGUGUAUGUAACAGAACAACCGUGUUAUAUAACGACUUUUGUUUUCCGGCCGUGCAAGGGUAAAGUAAGUUACAUUCAUUCAUAUAUUCAUUUACGUGUCCAUUCCUUAGAGCUGUACUCUCUUGUUUACAUUGAAAUGAGAAGAUAAUGACGUUGUAAAGUCUUUGUUUAUCCAGUUGCGUACUCGCUGAUCGCAAUGUGCCAAUAAAUCGCUGCAGGCUGCAAGUUA